Messenger RNA from Pterocles gutturalis (yellow-throated sandgrouse), 756 nucleotides. It is a transcript of the gene RAD51B, whose product is annotated as RAD51 paralog B. Gene Ontology annotation, molecular function: DNA binding; ATP-dependent DNA damage sensor activity; ATP binding. Gene Ontology annotation, cellular component: Rad51B-Rad51C-Rad51D-XRCC2 complex. The record is from RefSeq and is a predicted model, not a curated record. The annotation marks the transcript as partial. Gene Ontology annotation, biological process: double-strand break repair via homologous recombination. NCBI's taxonomy places the organism in Eukaryota, Metazoa, Chordata, Aves, Pterocliformes, Pteroclidae. The transcript has 6 exons.
AUGGCUGCUAAGAAACUAAGAAGAGCAAAGUUGUCUCAGGAGCUGUGUGAAAGGCUGAGUCGCCAUCAGAUCACUACCUGUCAGGACUUUUUGUGUCUUUCUGUCUUGGAGCUAAUGAAAGUGACGGGACAGAGCUACUAUGAUGUGCAGAAGCUUAUUUGCAAAGUCAGCCGAGCUUGUGCUCCAAAAAUGCAGACAGCUUAUGAACUGAAGCUGAGGAAGUCUGUCGAUCCUUCUUCAACCUUUUUAUCCACCACGCUGCAUGGUUUGGAUAAAGUCUUGCAUGGUGGAGUGCCCUGUGGAUCCCUCACAGAAAUAACUAGCCCACCAGGUUGUGGCAAAACUCAGUUUUGUAUUAUGAUGAGUGUUCUGACUACACUACCUGUAAGCAUGGGAGGACUAGAUGGGGCUGUUAUAUACAUUGAUACAGAGUCUGCAUUCAGUGCUGAAAGGUUGAUUGAGAUAGCAGGAAACAGAUUCCCUACCUACUUUGAUUCAGAUGAAAAGCUGUUCUGCAUGAGCCAUAGCAUUCACCUGUAUCGAGAGCUGACCUGUGGCAGUGUACUGAAGAGGAUUAUGUCUUUGGAAGAGGAAAUUAUUUCAAAGAAAGUUAAACUCAUAAUAAUUGACUCUGUUGCUUCGGUUGUCAGAAAGGAGUUUGACACUAAACUUCAAGGCAACCUGGCAGAGAGAAGUAACUUUUUGGCUAGAGGAGCAUCAAUGUUGAAGUACUUGGCAGAGGAGUUCUCAAUACCA